This is a messenger RNA of Benincasa hispida (wax gourd), 1833 nucleotides long. RefSeq lists its product as uncharacterized. The record is from RefSeq and is a predicted model, not a curated record. NCBI's taxonomy places the organism in Eukaryota, Viridiplantae, Streptophyta, Magnoliopsida, Cucurbitales, Cucurbitaceae.
UAUUCUAAGUUUACCGUACUUUAUAUCGCUAAAUUUAACCAAGUGAUGAAGUCAAUUGCUGGCGUUCUACCUCCGACCGAUCCACCUCGCCGGAGAUGGCCUCACAGUCACAGCUCGCAAAUCUUCACUCGAAGUCGCCUGGGGCACAGCCUCCAUGUUUGUCUUCUUGCAAAUUCUCUGUCGGAUUCUCCAGACGCAUCGCGAUGGCCCCUCAGCCACUGCUGCAACCGUCGUUGUCGUCAUCUUCAUUAGAUGCUGAAAUUCGAGGCCGGAGAUUCUGGAACUUUCGUAAAUCCAGUACCGGAAAUGUUCAAUUGAGACGAGAUGUUGCUGUUAAAUCUCACCUGAAAUUGAAUGUCCCCCUCAUUUCUCCGCACGACCAGUGGGGCAACUGGACUGUUUUAUUCUCCAUAGGAGCCUUCGGUAUCUGGUCCGAGAAAACAAAGAUUGGUAGUGCAUUAAGUGGUGCCUUAGUGAGCACAUUGGUAGGACUUGCAGCCAGUAAUUUUGGGAUCAUUGCAUCUGAUGCUCCAGCUUUUCCUAUUGUUUUAGAGUUCUUGCUACCGUUAGCAGUUCCUUUGCUGUUAUUUAGAGCGGAUUUGCGUCGUGUAAUAAAGUCAACAGGGACACUUCUCUUGGCAUUUUUGUUAGGUUCAGUUGGAACAACAAUUGGAACUGUAGUGGCCUAUUUUCUUGUACCAAUGCGAUCACUUGGUCAAGACAGUUGGAAAAUUGCCGCCGCAUUGAUGGGAAGACAUAUUGGUGGAGCUGUCAAUUAUGUUGCUAUAUCUGAUGCUCUUGGUGUUUCUCCAUCAGUAUUAGCUGCUGGACUUGCUGCAGAUAACGUAAUUUGUGCAGUGUAUUUUGCAACAUUGUUUGCGUUAGCUUCUAAAGUACCUCCUGAGACUACGAUAUUGGAUAACGAUGUUGGGAAGGGCGCAGAAGUUGAGCCUAGCAACAAGCUUCCGGUGUUGCAAUCUGCCACAGCCAUUGCUGUAUCAUUUGCCAUUUGUAAAGUUGGUUCCUACCUGACCAAAUAUUUUGGAAUUCAAGGCGGUAGCAUGCCAGCAAUUACGGCUGUCAUUGUUGUCUUAGCAACCAUUUUUCCUAAGCUGUUUGCUUACCUUGCUCCUUCUGGUGAGGCUAUGGCUUUGAUUCUAAUGCAGGUUUUCUUUGCUGUAGUGGGAGCAAGUGGAAAUAUAUGGAGUGUCAUCAACACUGCACCAAGUAUCUUCAUAUUUUCUUUUGUCCAGAUUGCAGUCCAUCUUGCCAUAAUCCUUGGUCUUGGAAAGCUGCUUCGCUUCGAUCUAAAGUUGUUGCUGAUAGCUUCGAAUGCCAACGUUGGAGGUCCCACAACAGCUUGCGGGAUGGCCACAGCUAAGGGUUGGAGUUCGAUGAUUAUUCCUGGAAUUCUUGCUGGAAUUUUCGGAAUCGCUAUCGCAACUUUCCUAGGAAUUGGAUUUGGAAUGGUGGUCUUGAAAUACAUGUAAAACCAUUCAAAUUUAGCUCAUAAAAUCCCUUGCUCUCUCCAAAAGUGUGUAAACUUGUGUUAAGGGAACGACUUUUUAAAAUGGUUCUCUUAAAAAAAAAAACACAUUGGAGAGCAUGUUGCCUUAGUCUAUACUUGCAGGCAGUGCACGUUUAGAGUAUCUAUUUGCAUUUCUUGUAAAAGUUUCAUCAUAGAUGCAAAUCCUCUGUGUAGUAGUUGUGUUUAUGAUAUUGGAGCCUUUUUGAAACCAAAUAAAUUGAAGGUGUACGGGUUAUUUGUUGUACAAACACAAAUUUGAUAAAUUUUAUGCUACAAAUCAAAUGGAGCAUAGUUCUGCUUACAAA